Molecule: messenger RNA, 3305 nt
Organism: Plectropomus leopardus (leopard coralgrouper)
Lineage: Eukaryota; Metazoa; Chordata; Actinopteri; Perciformes; Serranidae
Gene: pinx1
Product: PIN2 (TERF1) interacting telomerase inhibitor 1
Cellular component (GO): nucleolus
Molecular function (GO): telomerase inhibitor activity; nucleic acid binding
Source: RefSeq, a predicted model, not a curated record
ACUCUCGUCAAGCUGUUUAAGGACCCCAGGAUGUCCAUGCUUGCUGAGCCCCGGAGGAAACAGAAGUGGUCUGUUGACCCCAGGAACAGCGCCUGGAGUAACGAUGACUCCAAAUUCGGCCAGAAGAUGCUGGAGCGGAUGGGCUGGUCCAAGGGCAAGGGCCUGGGCAGAAGUGAGCAAGGCUCCACUGAACAUAUCAAAGUAAAAGUGAAAAACAACAACUACGGUCUUGGAACCACUGCCAGCUAUGAGGAUAACUGGAUCGCCCACCAAGAUGAUUUCGAUGAGCUUCUUGCUCAACUGAACAACUGCCAUGGUCAAAACAGCAGCACCGAGUCUCCACCACCAGAGGAGCCAAAAGGAUUCAGCUUAGAAGAGAAGUCCAAGACCUCCAAAAAGAGGGUCCAUUACAUGAAGUUCACUAAAGGAAAGGACCUGUCCUCUCGAAGUGAAACAGACCUUAACUGUAUCUUUGGAAAGAGGGGAAGAUCUGCCAUUGACCAAGAGCAAGAGCAGGAGAGCAACAGCAGUGAUUCUCAGGGGGAGAAAGAGGAGCGUUUUACUCCGGCUGCCUUUGAACUGGACACAGAGUCCAUCACCAAAACUGUGAAAAGUACUCUGACUAUGCAGGAGUACUUUGCUCAGCGAAUGGCUCAGUUGAAGAAGAGUCGCGGAGAGUCCCAGAGUACAGCACCAUCAGAGGAGACCAGCGAGACACCCGGUCCAUGUGAGGAGACCAUCGUCAUCAACAAGGGUGACUCAGAAGAGCCCAAAAAGAAAAAGAAGAAGAAGAAGAGCAAAAAGUCAGACGAAGAGCUGGAAGUGGUAGAGGAAAAAAGCACGCCUGCUCAUAUCGUAAUAGAGGACGAUGAGGACCAACAACAGGAGCCUCCAAAGAAAAAGAAGAAAAAGAGGAAAAUGGUAGAAAGCGAAGGAGCUGUAAACGAGGACUGUAGCUCCAACUCUGGUGUGGAGCUGAACUGUGAGGAGCAGCCUCCGUCCAAGAAGAAGAAGAAGCUUAAAAAACACGACAAGGGAACUGAGCUACUGAACGGACACGAGCCAACUGAGGAUCAAACUGUAGAAUCUGAGGUUGUUCACAAAAAGAAGAAAAAGCACCGAGAGGAGGUGGACGAGGUAGUGAGAGAAGAGGAGGUGGUGUUGGAGAAGAAAUCCAAAAAGGACAAGAAAAAGAAAAAGAAACAUCAAGAAUAGCGUGAAAUUUACAGAACUGGCAUCCAGUUCAUCCAGUCCUUUAGGCUUCUGGGGGACGUCGUACUCAUGUUGUCCUGUUAUAAACAUGAUCGCGGGGGAACGUGUGUACCUUCAUGUCAAGUGUCUUAUAUAGAUUCAAUCUUACAAACUGUUCAUGAACACUUUGCUACAGUGAGGAGGAAAAAGAGGUUAGGCAUUUGAUCACAUUAAAAACCGUGAAGCUCUCCAGUAAAAUAACUCACUUGUACUGUGGUGCACAUUGUUGCAGCAGAUGGAAAAAUGCCUCGUCUUGCAGAUAGUUAGACAUUUUGGGAAAUACUUUUCGCUUUCUUCUUGAGAGUUAGAUUUACAGCAAACAUGAAUUUAAGUGGAAAUAGACAACUUUUUGCUGUAACUUAUUAUGAAAUAAAUGCUUACCACACAGUGUAAUAGCUACAGACUAAAGUAACUAUCAGCGUUUAGAUUAUUUCCCGAUAAACAUCGCUUUCACUGUGCACUUCUGUCUGCCACCGGGUGCAAAUCUACAUAACGACAUUACGGUGUCUGGCACAGUUAUGUCCGUGCACAGUCUUCAUACAAAAUCUUCUUGCUGGCCGGUGCCAGAUGUCCUCUGUGCACUGUGCAUGUUUCACAACAGCAACGUGAAUGUUGCACUUCGGUCUUGUCUUGGUCAGAAGCAGGAUGCAACAGUUCGUUGUGCCUCAUUGCGAUGUUCACCCAAGUCUUAGCUCGUCUGUCGUGUUGGAAAGCGAUCGUAUGUUGGUGAAGAGGAUGGUUGGGAGUUGGCAGUUUAUUUUAGCUCAUAAAAAUGCUCACUUUUUCCAGCAUAUGCUUCUGCUUUUUGUGUCAUGGGCUGGAUAUGUGUACUCGAUACCUUUAAGGUAUCAACCGAAAAAACUUAUUAGCAAGUGGUAUCAAAAUAUCCCCAAUUGUGUGAUACCUGCAUUUGAUCCUUUUUGUGUUGGAGAUCUGAUCCUGGACCACCUCAGCUUUUCGCCGGAUCUUACUCUAGAGCCCAAACGUUCAGUGUCUGGCAUGUUAGCGAGUUCACACAGCAGCAACUUCUAAUAUAAUAACACCGAAACGCUGGUAUCUACUUGCAGAAAAAAAGGCGAGGUGACUGCAUGUUGGAGUCGGCUUAAUAUGCUUCCACUUUACAGUCCACAAUGAGCAGUAGAUUUAAAGGACACUAAAGGUCGAAAAGAGAAGCCACUGCGUCCAUGUGCGCUGCCGUGCUGUAUCUGCCACAGUGGUGCCAACAAUAAUACCGCAUGGGAACACUGAAAUAGUUGAAACACUUUUUUUUUACGUAUUAAUUAAACAAGACCCAACAUGUUACAUAGUGAGCUCAAGAAGCAAACAUGGUCGAUGUUAUUACUUUUAAACAGAGCCAGGCUAGCAGUUUUUAGUCUACAUGCUAAACUAGAGCAGUUUUGAUCCACUCAUCUAGCUCUAGGCAAAGAGAAAAUGAGGAUAUUUCCCAAAAUGUUGAACUACUUCUUUAAUCUAUUAGAUAUAUCUGUUUCUCUAUAUGUGCCUGUCUCCACAGUGUUUGAAAUAUAUGAAUAAUGAAUUGACAUACUUUUUAAAAGUUUUCCCACCAAAAUUCCAAAAUCAUUAGAUUAGUGCUGCCAUGUGUCCCAUAUGUUUACUUCAAAUAAAGGGCCCAAAUUCUGAAAGUAUGAAAUGCUGCAAUUUGGGGAAAAAAAGUUGAUUAUUUUAUGUUUUCUAAACAAUAUAUGAAAUAGCUUCUUCUUUUUUUCUUCUUGAAAAAAACAUUUGUGUUUCACCAUCUUAUAUGAAUCAGCAUUACUAUUUAUUUAAGCAAAAUUUCACAGUGGUUUGUAUUUUCUUGCCAGCAGUUAGUUUUUAACCAUCUACAAAUCCUUCAGAAAGUAAAUAUAUCUUCAAGUCAUUUAAGUGACCCAGAGACAGUUUUUGUCAAUUUUGUAAAACCAGUUUUGAUGUUAUAUGACAAAUACGAUCAGAUGUAGUUUGAUUUGUCUGACACAUUUAUUAACUGUAAGAAAACCGCAAACUUUGGUGCUGUAACAUAUUCAAAUCAGCUUUUAAAUAAAUCCAAAUAGCAA